UGAGUCGAUUAAAUUAUUUCUAACAGCAUAUAUUUUUAAAUGGAGAAGAUAUAAUUACGUAUAUAUAACUUUAUGAGUAUUUAACUUAUUUUGAUUUACGCGUUUCCGCUUCUCACUUUAUUUUGAAAACACAAAAGUAAAGAACAGUCUAAAGUCAUAACAUAUGAAUUGACAUAAUUAUUUUAGAAACAUUUAAAGAACUGAAUCUAUUCUGUACGUGAAGAUAAUAUUAUUUAUAAUUCAGUAUGGCCGCCAAAAGUAAAGGCCCCCCGGCGAAAGCUAAAGAUCCGUUGCCUGAUGGCGAUAUUGAUUUGAAAAUGUUUGAUCCGGAAUCCAAAGACCCACUCACAAGUCAACGAGGCAUAUGCUUAGAGAAGGACUGCAGUGUUCGAGUAUUCUUCUUAGCUCUGAGGGAAUGCACCCAAAGGGUUACUGCUAAAAAGAAGUUCACUAAAGAAACGUGUGAACCGGAAGUGAUAGAACUAAUGGAAGCCCUCGAUAAAUGUGUCGCAGAUAAAGCUUUCGUCAAAUUGUCUUAGCGUUUUGGCGCUUUGGAAGACUGGUGUAAAGUGAUAAUAACCUGUUCAAGAUUAUUAUUUAUAUUGUCAUAAAUAAAGGAAUGAAGAUUA
Messenger RNA from Trichoplusia ni (cabbage looper), 629 nucleotides. RefSeq lists its product as uncharacterized. NCBI's taxonomy places the organism in Eukaryota, Metazoa, Arthropoda, Insecta, Lepidoptera, Noctuidae. The record is from RefSeq and is a predicted model, not a curated record. The transcript is spliced from 3 exons. Bases 246 to 539 code for a protein of 97 amino acids.